This is a messenger RNA of Talaromyces proteolyticus, 978 nucleotides long. RefSeq lists its product as uncharacterized. The record is from RefSeq and is a predicted model, not a curated record. Lineage: Eukaryota; Fungi; Ascomycota; Eurotiomycetes; Eurotiales; Trichocomaceae. The transcript is spliced from 3 exons. The coding region runs from base 79 to 837 and encodes 252 amino acids.
CAAGAUUCAUCCCAAGUUUAGUUCUGCAGCUUCUACUACGACAGCCCAGCAAAGUUUCCCCCUUAUUUAUCGCCACCGAUGGAUGUGUGGAAUCCGCUGCUCGACAUGUGGAGAUACAUGCUGCCAUGUCAGACUGAAUCCCUCCGUCCAUAUUUCUACAUAUUGCGGCCGGGGGGGCAACCUGUGCCUUUGGUCCCGAUGGACGAACUACCACAUUGGCUCCAAUUCGUUCAGGGCCAACCACCCGACCGCCGAAGGAUGCACCUGGCAGGCGUGGGCUACUAUCCCCGUACCGGGGAGUACGACAUCAUUUGCCUGUAUUGUGCCUCGGCUGUCGAGACCCUAUACGACAUGUCCGCCGAACCCAGCGAAUCCUCGCAAUGUGGUUACUCUCAGGAGGCCCUCCUCCAACGAUCCUAUCCCGGAUCCGCUCUUUUCUUUGUUCAUAGCCAGGGAACACCACCGCAGAAUAUCAGCUGGAAACCGUCGUCGUCGUCCUCCAUGUCAUCGUCACCAGCGCGAGACUCUACACAACCCCAUUCUCAACUUAUAAACCCCAAGUUGCCCUUAUUCAGCCCAGAUUUAGGGCCUGCGAGCUCUCUCCUUGCUCCACCAAAGUCAACCGAACCGACGAGUUCACACUCUGCAAAUACCUGGUUUGCUUUUUCACCUAAUCUUCAAGCCGCUCCGUGCUCUGAUGGGACUCCGCGGACGGAAAUUGACUCCACAUCCUCUAAGAACGACCGGGCACCAAAGCCCCGUAUUUCUGUUCAUGGUCAUCCUGAGUUCAAGAUCGAGGGUUGCGAAGGACCAUUCAAACGCAGAUCGAAAUCAUAACUGUGCCGUCGACGUUGUGGGUUAAUUUACCCUGAAAAACUCAACCAAGCAAGCUUUCACGAACUUGUUGGAAACAUUGUUAUCACUGCACCAAUUACCAUUCGUUCAUUCACUUUCAGAUGGUCAUAACACAGGCUAGGA